AUGGCUGCUCGAUCGAGGCGGAGGCUCCGGCAGCGCGGUGCGAUUACUCGGACGGGGAGGGUGCGGACCACGGAAGGCCCUCGGUACAAUGGGUCGAGCUGCGGCGAGACGAUCAAGGCCGGCCAGAACUGCGAGGCGCACGGGCGGCCGGACACGGGGUACAUCUACUGGCGGUGGCGCCCGCGCGGGUGCGCGCUGCCGCCGUUCGACCCCGCCGAGUUCCUGAGCGCGGUGCGCGGUCGCCACGUGGCCUUCGUGGGCGACUCGCUCGCGCGGAACCAGUGCGAGUCCCUGGUGUGCCUGCUCACCUCCGCGUUCCCGGCGCAGCUGGUGCGCGGCGCCGGCGGCGGCGACGGGGACGGGGACGGCGACGAGCUCCGCAAGUUCCGGCGCUGGGCGUUCCCGUCGCACAACGCGACGGUGUCCGUGUUCUGGUCACCGUUCCUGGUGAACGGCACGGAGAGGCCCAAAUCGCCGGCAGCGGCGGCGGGAGGGCUGGACCACAACCGGAUCUACUUCGACCAGCCCGACGAGCGGUGGGCGGCGGAGGUCCCGGGAUUCGACGUGGUGGUGCUGUCGGCGGGGCAGUGGUACCUGAACUCGGCCAUGUUCUACGACCGUGGCGCCGUCAUCGGCUGCCACCGCUGCCCGGAGCGCAACCGCACGGAGACGGGCUUCUUCGGCGUGUUCCGCCUCGCCGUCCGCAACGCGCUCUGCGAGGUCAUUACCCGCAUCGCCGCCACGUCCUCCUCCUCCUCCUCGUCCUCCUCGCCCGCCCGCCCCGGCUGGCUGUGGUGA
Molecule: messenger RNA, 798 nt
Organism: Miscanthus lutarioriparius
Lineage: Eukaryota; Viridiplantae; Streptophyta; Magnoliopsida; Poales; Poaceae
Source: the annotation of a GenBank genome assembly